Phytomonas sp. EM1 is the source of this 1395-nucleotide messenger RNA. NCBI's taxonomy places the organism in Eukaryota, Euglenozoa, Kinetoplastea, Trypanosomatida, Trypanosomatidae. The record is from the annotation of a GenBank genome assembly.
AUGCAUUUCUCCGUGCCUGCAGCGCCCUUCUACAUCGGGGAUGUGCUGCCGCCUCUUGUGCUACGGCGAACACAAGCCUAUGUUGACCUGUUCACCCAAAUACCAGCGCGAGCUAAAAAGGGUGAGCGUACACAUCCAUUGCGCACCGUCCUCGACGCUAUAGAGGCUGCUGAGGCGCAACGAAUUAAAGUAGCUGCAAAUGUAGCUGCCAGUAGCAAGGAUAGCGAUGACAACGGGAAUAGCAGCAACAGUAACAACACCAACCAAGGGCAUACAAGCACCUUGCAGGAUCUUCAAGAAGCCUUUGGUAUGACCGAUGGUUCCGGACUCUACAGGGACUGGGUGCAGCGACCACGCGAUUACAUCCAAUCCAUGGUAAACGUCCUUGGUAGAACGGUCGAAACGCGUUUUCUUCGCAAUGAGGCGAACCCUGCACGAUCCAAGGAUCCCAACGAAGACUACGACGUUCACGUGCAGAUCUGGCCCUCCUCCCGUAGUCUACCAGGGGCAAAUGGGAAAAAAGUGGGGAUCUGUGCGGCGGUGAUCGUUCGCCGCCAUCGCGAGUUGGUUCGCACCGAACAGCACUGGCAACGGUUUGAAAACCGCAUGAUGGCGGUUGCUGCGUCGGAUCAGACGUUAGAAAGCUCCAUCGCGUUCUGGCAAGGGGUGAGUGUGGGGGAUCAGCCGCGUGGGGAGCUCGCCGCGUACGCGCCGCUCGGCCUAAAGCCGCUUACGGAGGCCCUUUCCGAGGCGCUGGGCUCGGAUGGGUCGCUCCCGCCACAAAAGGUACCACGACGCGGGGUCGACGACGUGGCCUCGGCUUCUGGAUCGAAUGAAAAGACCGGAAAGGAGCCCAUCGACGCCGAGGAAAAAGGCGGUCAAGGAGCCCCUAUCGUGCUGGGAAGCUGGUCUAGCGUCCGCCAGCAGUACCUCCGUCGGAUGCCGGUGGAGCUUCGCGCGAGCGUGCACGCCUCUGCGAUCGCUCGUAAGGCGUUUGAGGAGGUGCACGGGGAAGGUGAUGGGGUUUGGUGCCAACCCGAUGGGCUUCUCGACGCCUCCCCGGGGGUAGGGCGAUCCGCGCGUUCGCGGCUGUCUCGGGUGCGUCAAAGCCCUCAAGCUUUGGUGGCUGUUCUUUACGUAUCCCUGGAAGGAAUGGUAUACCCCGCGAUGGUGGGGGAUAUCGGGAGUUUGGGAGGGGCUCCUUUGGUGGCUUCGGAUGAUCUCGCUCGUAGGGCCGCGCUCCGUGAGGAUGACGGGGGUCAUGGGGUGGCUACCUUUGCGGAGCCGCCCUCGACGCCAUCCGACGCUACCACGCGGCUGGUUAAAUCGUAUGAUGGGUGGGCUUUACCUUUCAACGAGGACGACUCGUUUACACGCGCGGCGCUGGGGUUGUGA